This is a messenger RNA of Penicillium subrubescens, 534 nucleotides long. Its product is annotated as FAD-dependent oxidoreductase. Bases 1 to 534 code for a protein of 177 amino acids. The transcript is spliced from 3 exons. Lineage: Eukaryota; Fungi; Ascomycota; Eurotiomycetes; Eurotiales; Aspergillaceae. The record is from RefSeq and is a predicted model, not a curated record.
AUGCUCGAGAGACAGGGAAUCUCUUAUGUCGUCUAUGAGCGCAGUGCGGAAGACACUCCUCCCCGCGGGGAAUGCUUGGAUAUUCAUCGCAGCAGCGGCCAGGAUGCCUUGAAGGAAGCCGGGUGUUUCGAAGAAUCAAGAAAUAUGCCAGUAUGGGACUCUCAGGGCAACAAACUCUUCACUUUCGGAGAAGGUCGAGAUCCGCCGGAGAUAGACCGAGCGCAAUUGAAGCAGACACUCUUGUCGGUGAUCCCAGAUGGGAAAGUGCGUUGGUCAACAGGAGUGGACUCCGCCAACAGAGAUGGAGAAGGCAAAAUUGUCCUGAGUUUAGCGAACGGGUCAAAUGAAUCUGGGUUCAACCUUGUAGUGGGAGCGGAUGGAGCUUGGACCAAAAUCCGGCAUUUGGUAACAUUUUCGGAGUCGAAAUACUCAGGCAUGCUUCUUCUCACGCUUUUCAUCCUACCUUCCAACGAGUUUUACCCGACUUUAGAAGAGAUAGCGGGACAAGGACCCCUGAUGAUCCCCGGUCGAUGA